Messenger RNA from Microcebus murinus (gray mouse lemur), 1244 nucleotides. It is a transcript of the gene RPF2, whose product is annotated as ribosome production factor 2 homolog. Lineage: Eukaryota; Metazoa; Chordata; Mammalia; Primates; Cheirogaleidae. The record is from RefSeq and is a predicted model, not a curated record. Gene Ontology annotation, molecular function: rRNA binding. Gene Ontology annotation, biological process: maturation of LSU-rRNA from tricistronic rRNA transcript (SSU-rRNA, 5.8S rRNA, LSU-rRNA); ribosomal large subunit assembly. Gene Ontology annotation, cellular component: nucleolus.
GAGAGAUGCUCCUAUGAUGGGAGUUAUGUCGUCUCUGCCUCUUUGUCUCGCUGGUUAUCCCUCUUCUUUCUAACACCCUUUGCCAGUCGUAGCGGGUGGGGGCCAGUCGAUUCACUCCAGCCCGAGUCUUCCUCCGCUCGUGCACCCUGCUGGGAAACUGACAGCGGGGAAGCCCUUAAGUGGGAGCCUCGGGGUGGGAGGUGGUACAGAGGUGUUGGGCCGCUUUUAUCCUAGUCAGUUGAAAACGCCUGGCUUCUGAAAUGUGUUGCGACUCAAAGAAGACUAAAACUAGUUUACUGUAAUUGGGGGCCAUACAGCUAAUAGAACACAAAGCCCAAAACUAAAAGAGCCAAGAGAUUCCUUGAGAAGAGAGAACCAAAACUCAGUGAAAAUAUUAAAAAUGCCAUGCUGAUUAAAGGAGGAAAUGCAAAUGCAACAGUGACACAAGUACUUAGAGAUGUGUAUGCCCUGAAGAAACCGUAUGGCGUUCUGUAUAAAAAGAAAAAUAUUACAAGACCAUUUGAGGAUCAGACAUCACUGGAAUUCUUUUCAAAAAAGUCAGAUUGUUCCUUGUUCCUGUUUGGUUCCCAUAAUAAGAAGCGGCCAAAUAAUCUAGUAAUAGGUCGUAUGUAUGACUAUCAAGUGCUGGAUAUGAUUGAAUUAGGUAUUGAAAACUUUGUCUCUCUAAAAGACAUUAAGAACAGUAAAUGUCCAGAGGGAACGAAACCCAUGUUAAUAUUUGCUGGUGAUGAUUUUGAUGUAACAGAAGACUAUAGAAGACUAAAAAGUCUUCUUAUUGAUUUUUUCAGAGGACCCACAGUACCGAAUAUCCGCCUGGCUGGAUUAGAGUAUGUUCUGCACUUCACUGCACUGAGUGGGAAGAUUUACUUUCGAAGCUAUAAGUUGCUGUUGAAGAAGUCUGGUUGCAGAACACCGCGGAUUGAAUUGGAAGAGAUGGGACCCUCACUGGAUCUAGUUAUGAGGAGGACACACCUGGCAUCAGAUGACCUUUAUAAAUUAGCUAUGAAAAUGCCAAAAGCUCUCAAGCCAAAGAAGAAGAAAAAUAUCUCCCAUGAUACUUUUGGUACAACUUAUGGAAGGAUUCAUAUGCAGAAGCAAGACCUGAGCAAACUACAAACCAGGAAAAUGAAGGGAUUGAAGAAGCGACCUGCAGAAAGGAUAACAGAAAACCAGGAAAAAAAAGCAAAGAGAAUUAAAAAAAAUUGAUGGAGCUUAGCCAACAA